UCAUCAGGAUGGUACAGUCUGCAGAGGGACUCCAGUAAUGUAGCUCAGUCUCUCAACCCCUUACAGAUGCCGUACAGUGAUUAUUCCGCUGGGUAAUUGAAAUCAUUUUGGAUUUGUGAUGAUAUCUUAGCCAAGUGCUGCGGGGAAGAUGACCACGUAGAUGUGACCGCCUGGGAACAGCAGCAUGGGCAGCGGUGAAUGGGGAGGAACAGGUCUGCAGCCUUGAGAGCAGCCGCCCCACGGACCGGGUCCCUUCCUCGGCCUCGGGCCUCCCCGCCUCGGCCUCGGGCGCUCCCCGCCGAGAGUUCCCCACCACGCGCCGGAUCCCCCGCUUGAACGCUCGGAAUCUGAGCUGACUGGUGACAGUCUUUAAAGUUUAUUCGAAGAACAUUGUCUGUCCCGUGGCUGUGUCUGUGCCUGAGACUAUUGAGAGACAACCCUUGAGCUCACAACGGGGAGCAGUCCCGUCAGCCAAGAUGGGUGACAUGACCAACAGCGAUUUCUACUCCAAGAACCAAAGAAAUGAGGCCAAUCAUGCAGGCGAGUUUGGGUGCACGUUGGAGGAGCUGCGCUCCCUCAUGGAACUCCGUGGGACAGAAGCCGUGGUCAAAAUUAAGGAGACCUACGGAGACACAGAGGGGCUCUGCAGGCGCCUGAAGACCUCGCCCAUAGAAGGUUUGCCGGGCACAGCUCCAGACCUAGAAAAAAGAAAGCAAAUUUUUGGGCAAAACUUUAUACCUCCAAAGAAGCCAAAAACUUUCCUUCAGCUAGUCUGGGAAGCGCUACAGGACGUGACUCUCAUAAUCUUGGAAAUUGCAGCCAUCAUAUCUCUGGGGCUUUCAUUUUACCAUCCUCCUGGAGAAGGAAAUGAAGGUUGUGCUGCAGCGCAGGCUGGUGCUGAGGAUGAAGGGGAGGCGGAGGCAGGCUGGAUUGAGGGUGCUGCCAUACUUCUGUCGGUCAUCUGUGUCGUCCUGGUCACCGCCUUCAAUGACUGGAGCAAGGAGAAACAGUUCCGGGGUCUUCAGAGCCGCAUUGAACAGGAGCAGAAGUUCACUGUGGUCCGAGGAGCCCAGGUCAUUCAGAUCCCUGUGGCCGAGAUAGUGGUCGGUGACAUUGCGCAGGUAAAAUAUGGUGACCUGCUCCCUGCCGAUGGGAUUUUCAUUCAAGGAAAUGACCUCAAGAUUGAUGAAAGUUCAUUAACAGGAGAGUCUGAUCAGGUUCGCAAAUCUGUUGACAAGGAUCCGAUGCUGCUUUCAGGAACCCAUGUCAUGGAGGGCUCUGGAAGAAUGCUGGUCACUGCUGUGGGAGUGAACUCUCAGACGGGCAUCAUCUUCACCUUGUUGGGAGCUGGCGGAGAAGAAGAGGAAAAGAAAGAUAAGAAAGAUUCUUCCCAUCCCUCCCACCUUACUUCAGCUACAGAUGGCGCAGCAGGUGCAAAUGCCACUGAUAAUGCAAAUGCCAGCUUAGUCAAUGGUAAAAUGCAGGAUGGCAAUACGGACAGCACCCAGAGCAAAGCCAAACAGCAGGAUGGGGCAGCUGCUAUGGAGAUGCAGCCCCUGAAGAGUGCUGAAGGGGGAGAUGGAGAUGACAAGAAGAAAGCCAAUAUGCACAAGAAGGAGAAAUCAGUCCUUCAGGGGAAGCUGACCAAGCUGGCGGUGCAGAUAGGCAAAGCCGGCCUGGUGAUGUCGGCCAUCACGGUGAUCAUCUUGGUGCUCUAUUUUGCCGUGGACACCUUCGUGGUGAACAAGAAGCCAUGGCUGCCAGAGUGCACUCCAGUGUAUGUCCAGUACUUUGUCAAGUUCUUCAUCAUCGGGGUCACCGUGCUGGUAGUCGCGGUGCCCGAGGGGCUGCCUCUGGCUGUCACCAUUUCCCUGGCUUACUCUGUAAAGAAAAUGAUGAAAGAUAACAACCUCGUACGCCACCUGGAUGCUUGCGAGACUAUGGGCAAUGCUACGGCUAUUUGUUCUGACAAGACGGGGACUCUGACGACCAAUAGGAUGACUGUGGUACAAGCCUAUGUUGGAGAUGUCCACUACAAAGAGAUUCCUGACCCAGACUCAGUAAACUCCAAAACACUUGAACUGCUGGUCCAUGCAAUUGCCAUCAACAGCGCCUACACCACGAAGAUUCUGCCCCCAGAGAAGGAGGGUGCCUUGCCCCGCCAGGUGGGGAACAAGACCGAAUGUGGCUUGCUGGGAUUCGUCCUGGACCUGAAACAGGAUUACCAGCCCGUGAGGAACCAGAUGCCCGAGGAGAAGCUGUACAAGGUAUACACGUUCAAUUCUGUGAGGAAGUCCAUGAGCACAGUGAUCAAGAUGCCAGAUGGGAGCUUCCGGAUGUACAGCAAAGGGGCUUCUGAGAUUGUUCUGAAAAAGUGUUGUAAAAUCCUCAGCGCGGCCGGAGAACCCCGGGUCUUCCGUCCCCGUGACCGGGACGAGAUGGUGAAGAAGGUGAUUGAGCCAAUGGCCUGUGACGGACUUCGGACCAUCUGUGUCGGUUAUCGAGACUUCCCCAGCAGCCCCGAGCCUGACUGGGAAAAUGAGAAUGACAUCCUCAAUGACCUGACUUGCAUCUGCGUGGUUGGCAUUGAAGACCCUGUGAGACCAGAGGUCCCAGAAGCCAUUAGGAAGUGCCAGCGAGCUGGCAUCACUGUUCGCAUGGUCACCGGGGACAAUAUUAACACUGCGCGGGCCAUUGCCAUCAAGUGUGGCAUCAUCCACCCCGGAGAGGACUUCCUCUGCAUUGAGGGCAAAGAGUUCAACCGACGCAUCCGGAACGAGAAAGGAGAGAUCGAACAGGAACGAAUCGACAAGAUCUGGCCCAAACUCCGCGUCCUCGCUCGUUCAUCCCCCACGGACAAGCACACUCUGGUCAAAGGCAUCAUUGACAGCACCCAUACGGAGCAGCGGCAGGUCGUGGCGGUGACUGGGGACGGGACCAAUGAUGGGCCGGCACUGAAGAAGGCUGACGUUGGCUUUGCCAUGGGCAUCGCUGGGACCGACGUGGCCAAGGAGGCAUCUGACAUCAUCCUGACUGAUGACAACUUCAGCAGCAUUGUCAAGGCUGUGAUGUGGGGCCGCAACGUCUACGACAGCAUCUCCAAGUUCCUACAGUUUCAGCUCACGGUCAAUGUGGUGGCAGUGAUCGUGGCCUUCACUGGUGCCUGCAUCACCCAGGACUCGCCCCUGAAGGCUGUGCAGAUGCUGUGGGUGAACCUUAUCAUGGACACCUUUGCCUCCCUGGCUCUGGCCACUGAGCCCCCGACCGAGUCGCUCCUGCUGCGCAAGCCAUACGGCCGCAACAAGCCGCUCAUCUCCCGCACCAUGAUGAAGAACAUCCUGGGACACGCUGUCUACCAGCUCACACUCAUCUUCACCCUCCUCUUUGUUGGUGAGAAAAUGUUCAUGAUCGACAGUGGGAGGAAUGCACCCCUGCACUCACCCCCUUCAGAGCACUACACCAUCAUCUUCAAUACUUUCGUCAUGAUGCAGCUGUUCAACGAAAUCAACGCCCGCAAGAUCCACGGGGAGCGGAAUGUGUUUGACGGCAUCUUCAGGAAUCCCAUCUUCUGCACCAUUGUCCUGGGCACCUUCCUCAUCCAGAUAGUGAUUGUGCAGUUCGGAGGCAAACCUUUCAGCUGUUCUCCUCUCCAACUGGACCAGUGGAUGUGGUGUAUAUUCAUUGGAUUGGGAGAGCUUGUGUGGGGACAGGUUAUCGCAACAAUCCCAACCAGCCGGCUAAAGUUCCUGAAGGAGGCCGGACGACUCACCCAGAAGGAGGAGAUCCCCGAGGAGGAACUCAAUGAGGAUGUGGAGGAGAUUGACCAUGCAGAGAGAGAGCUUCGGCGGGGCCAGAUCCUCUGGUUCCGGGGAUUGAACAGGAUCCAAACCCAGAUUGAAGUAGUCAAUACUUUCAAGAGUGGCGCUUCCUUUCAGGGGGCUCUCAGGAGACAGUCCUCCGUCACAAGCCAGAACCAGGAUAUCCGCGUCGUGAAGGCAUUCCGUAGCUCUCUCUAUGAAGGUAUCGAAAAACCGGAAUCCAGAACCUCCAUCCAUAAUUUUAUGACUCACCCCGAGUUUAGGAUAGAAGACUCCCAGCCCCACAUCCCCCUCAUUGAUGACACAGACCUAGAAGAAGACGCUGCUCUGAAGCAAAACUCUAGUCCGCCGUCAUCGCUGAAUAAGAACAACAGCGCUAUCGACAGUGGCAUCAACCUUACCACGGACACAAGCAAAUCAGCUACCUCUUCUAGCCCAGGGAGCCCAAUCCACAGUCUGGAGACGUCACUUUAGCUGAAGCUGUUGGUCCAAAUUGUAAACGGAAGUACCGACCUGCAACCAACCAACCCACUCGCCCACCCUGAAAAUACCCGCCAAACCGCAACUAUAAAAAAAAAAAACCAACAAAAACAAAACAAAACAAAAAAACCCAAACAAAAAAAAGACAAAAACAGGAAACAAACAAAAACCUUUGCUGGCUGAGAAGCUGUUUGAACUCUUAUUCCCAUGGAGGCGAGUGAUGGAAUCACUGGCCUCAGUGGUUGGGGGAAAGGGUGGCUGAUUUACCCGCUCCCUCACAGAAACUCAAAAAUACCACCCAAGCAAGCAAGCAAGCAAGCAAGCAAGCAAGCAAAGCAAGCAAGCAACCUUCCUGCAUGAACGUACUGUCCACUUUCAGUCCUUUUCUCUUCUUCUCUUAGGCGGGAACAGCAGCGGACUCCUUUCUGAGGCUAUUUAUCCGAUUCACUGGUCUGUGAGUUUUUGAAAUGCUUGUGUGGCAUGGACUCAGUUGUAUAGAUUAAUUUAAAAAAAAAUUUUGAAGUUGCAAAGCUUAACUUGCACAGUAGAUUUCCACCAAUGGGACAGAGGAACUUAAUCAGCCUUUAGGAGAUGAUAUCUGUUUAUUCAUAUCUAUAUCGACAUAUACGUCAUUGAGAAUGUAUAUGGCCAUAUAGGUGUACAUACAUGGAUAUACGAAGUUUCUUUGUUGGCAUGUUGUCUUGUUUCUGCUUAAAUUGCUCUAUUUUAACUUAUUUAUGUUCUAAAAGAAGAAUGUAAUUUGUUUACAAACCUGUAGAUAAUAUCCUUAACUAUUUGUAGGAUUAAGCAAACUCUGCUGAGCUAGUAUAAAGAAGACUCGGCUCAUUGAAGAUUUCAGUAAGAUUGCACCCUUGAUGUUUUAUUAGAGCUGUGUUCUGAUUUUUGCCUGCUAUUUUUGUUAAUGUAGAUACCACUAGCAAAUAACAAAAGAAGCCAAAAUAUAACAUAUUGGAUGUAGUGAUGUAACCCAUGUAUCCAGGGCAGCGAGAUGGAAAGGCUUCCUUUGUUCAAAAUGCAAAAUUGAAGUGAUCAGGUUCUCCUUUUUCAAUAAAUUGCUUGAACUGGUUUUGGUGUGACGCUCACUGCUGGAGGCCGUUUCAGUAUUACUCAGAUGGUGACGGCUUCUGUAAGAGGAUUUUGGUUAUUUAAAGGAUUCUACGAUCUUGAAACUCUCUCUUGAGUUUAUCAAGAACAAUUGAAAAAUAAGUUAUAUUUGGUUUCAUCUGUAUGGAGAUCGAAGUAGUAUUGAAAUCUCGUGAUCUAGAAAUAUUGUGUUGAUUUUUUUUUCCAUAAGUGAUUUAGAGAUUUAGUUUUCUGGCCCUUGGGACACCAAUCACUCUGCUUGGUUGCUUUUACAUGGCUUUUCUAAGGAGACUCUGAUUUUACCGCACUAUCUAGAGCUGAAUGAACCUUAUGACGUGUAUCUUGAGAUGUGCUUUGUGUGAUUUUUAAACCCAGCUUUCCUUCCUGUAGUCACAAUAUAUAUGAUAUAUACUGUAGCAAAUUAACAGUGUUGUUUUACUGAUGUACUGAGUUUUCCACACGGAAAGACAUUGUGAAAGCUGACGGUAUCAUGGGUGAGAGAAUUAUUUUUUUUUUCCUCCCCAAACUGGUAACAGCCCUAGUAACAAACCUACUAAUUAUGAGCAUCUACAAUUGCUAUGUCAACCAGUUGAAUGCUAAGCACUUUGUGGGUCAUGAAUAUUUUUCAGAAACAACUUUUGUAUUUAAUACAAAGUUUGCUUUAAAAUUUUUCAGCAGAACGACCUUUUUCCAUAGCUUUGUACAGGGCCAAAAGACGUUUUGAAUACCAUGCUUGAUGAUAGCAGGUGUGUUGUGGAAAAAGCCCACUGUCCAACUAGCCUUGCUAAAUUGAUUGUUGUGCUAAUCCUUCCUGCCCUACCAAACUGGGCAAGGAGCGUGAUGUGUCGCUGCAGGCCGCCGACUAGGACACGCCGCAGAAUCCCUCACAGCGCUGCAGAUUGAAACGACUAAGAGGUGUCCGGGGGCAACCGGACCAUUCAGCCAGGUAGAGCCCUAGCCAGCUUGAAUUGCCAGUUUCCGGCCCUUUGUGGAGCAACUCAAACGUGUUUGGCUCAAACCGGGCCCCGUGUUUGAUCCAAACCUUCUUCUAAAGCACGACUUUCACUGAACAGCGGGCCUUUCACAGCCUGCAGACUCUUUCUUGAUGGAUAGUAAAACUCAGUUUUUAGCAGUGAAAAGGCUGGCCUAAAGUCACGAUUGAAUUUAACUCAUUCUUACCAUCAGCCUGACUGGAAGCUAGUCAGGAGUGCUCUCAGCAUUGUAAAUAUGGUGACUAAUCUUUGUAGACAUUUAUGGGGUCUCUGAGCCUUUUUGGGUUAGACGAAAAAAAGAAAAACAACCCCCCAAAACCCCAUUCUCCGCUCUGCGCUAGGCAAAGAAGGGGUCUCUGGUUUGGACUUGCACAUCUGAGAAUUCUGUCAGGACUGAUUCUUGGUUUAUUUUCAACAUCUUAGAGUUGAUUUUCCCGUUCUGGAAGCCCGAUUUCUCUUUCCCCGAUCUCCCCAUUUUUGUUUCAGCAACGUGUUCAUUUUUCUCCUGAAUGAUCUUUCCCCAGAGCAGCCAGGAACCGUUUUCCAUCUGGAAGCUGGUUUCUGUGAACGGAUGCUGCAGUCUCUGUGUAUAUACAGUAACAGCAUUUAAACUAAGAUGCAUAGAAAGUUGGGCCUUCUUUGACCAGAGCCUUUGCUUGACAUUAUAUGAUAAAUGAUACAGCUUUUUUGUUGUUUUUGAAGCAGAAUAGGUAGAAUGAAUUCUCAACCUUGAAUCUUGCAUCACAAUUUCUUUCUUUUGUUGCUUGGCCUCUCUGUGUUGGGAACAAUGGAUCAAACACAUACACACACACACACAUACACAAAAUGAUUGGUUUGUUGAAACUCACUGCAAUCCAUAAAAAGCUUGCACUCUAUGUACUGUAUCUAGCAGCAUGGGGUUUGUGAUAAACAAUACAGUGGUAUAUUUGGCAAUCCAUCCCAUUAGGGGUUAUCAGUCUAUGUUCAUUCAUCUGUUUUUAUGAAUUUUUUUAUCUAGACAAUAAUUGUAAAUAAAGAACUCACAGUCUCUGUUCAUUUAAUACUAUGCAAAGGUUAUGCUUUCCAGUGUUAUUGUUAUUCUUAUUCCUACAGUGUGGUCCUGGAAUGUUUGUGGUUUAAAAAAAAAAAAGAAAAAAGUAAGUAAACUCUGUGCUGUAAAUUAUUUUAUAGUUUGGAACAAAACGAUCCGGUUUGACUCCUGCUGCUUCCCGUCUGAUGGAGCUCUCUUGGCAGGGGCACAAAUGGAAAAUAAGAAUUCAAAAAUAAAUUCCCAAAGCAGCAUGAA
This is a messenger RNA of Ornithorhynchus anatinus (platypus), 7679 nucleotides long. It is a transcript of the gene ATP2B2, whose product is annotated as ATPase plasma membrane Ca2+ transporting 2. NCBI's taxonomy places the organism in Eukaryota, Metazoa, Chordata, Mammalia, Monotremata, Ornithorhynchidae. Bases 477 to 4292 code for a protein of 1271 amino acids. The record is from RefSeq and is a predicted model, not a curated record. The transcript is spliced from 23 exons. Gene Ontology annotation, molecular function: ATP hydrolysis activity; PDZ domain binding; ATP binding. Gene Ontology annotation, biological process: calcium ion transmembrane transport; regulation of cytosolic calcium ion concentration. Gene Ontology annotation, cellular component: postsynaptic density membrane; intracellular membrane-bounded organelle.